CACCCAGGACACACGCACACACACGCGAUCUGGGGCCUUAAAGAGAGAAACGCUAUGUCUGGGACUAAGAAACUCCAAAACACUGACGAAUGGCGUCUGAAACUACGCCAGAUUCUCAUGACAGAGCGCUUGCCGCCGAAACCCGUGAAGAUGGACGAAUCGAAGGGAAUGCGUUUCAGUCUGGUGCUCGAUGAGGAUCUCAAGGGAAAAGCGAAGAAAUUGCCGUCUCUCCAUUCCGGCAGUCAAAAGACCUUCAGUCUCAGCGAGGAUACCAUGUACGAGGCAGCCUCCUUGGGGGAUUUGGACGCCGGUGAUGAUAGCUUCAGUGCCUUCGAGCGAAUGUGCGAUAAGACGGGCUCCGAUCCGGACAGCACUCUGUUUCAGUACCUGCACAGCGAGGAGCGAAGCCAGUUGAUGUCCAGGACCAAGGAUCGCAGCACCGAUGAUCAGAAGGAGAUCGAUGCACUGCGUCGCAUGCUCGAGGCGGUGGGCACCGAUGACGGCGACGACCUGCUGGAGAACGAGAGUCCCGUCAAGGGUGUGGAGUGCACCCAGUUGGAGGAUGUUGAAGCACCCUCUCGUUUCUGGGACAACACUAUGGCCGUGAUCGAUGAGUCUGCCUCUGGCUCAGGAUUGGAGCAAAAGGCCAGGGUUUCGCCUGUUAAAAUGGUGGGACUGCUCCGUCCCUCCACCAUCAUCGAGGACAAUGAACUGGAGUCCGAUGUUUCAUCCCACAUGAGCUUCCAAAGCGCUCGCACACUGAAGACGAAUGCCUCCAGUUGUUACGAAACAGCCACGGAUAGUUCUCUAAGCGGAACCCUCCUGAACGUCGAUGAUCGGUUCUAUGCGGCAAUUGCCAAGGCCAAGCCACCGGGAAUGUCGAAGGGAGAAGAACUAGAGCUUCUGAGCGAUCUUCAUGGGAGUCUACGUGAGCUGGCUUCGCUUUCAAAGGAGAAAGAGCAGGUGGAAGAGGACGAGGAGCAGUUGGAUGAUGUAGAGGAUACUAUAAUAGAGCUAUCCUCCUCCGACGAUGAGGAGGUGCAGCUUGUAUCGGAGGUGAAACUAGAAGACACCUCUCGUGUGUCAUCAGUCCACCCGAAAGAUCAAAAUCAACCGGAAAAGGCGGACGAGAGUCUUGAGAACAAGGAAAACUCGUUGCAUUUCAAUGAUACCAUGGAGGAGAUGCAAUACAUGAUGCAAAAGGGCAUGGAGUACAUGUCCGGUGGAGCUUCAUCAUCUGUUGCCGCCAAACCUAAAAGCCCAGUGCUGGCCAAACAGAAUACGUUUGUGAUUUCACCGAAGCAAAAGCCAAAAUCGCCGGCUGUCUUGCAGCCAUCUUUACCACUGCGCGUCUCAAACAAGCCGCAAACUGUGGCAGCUUCGCCCAGCAAGGGCAAACAGCCACCCAAGGUCGAUCUCAGCAUGGAGUGGACCAGGAAGAAGUUCUUUGGUGCCAACUCGGGCAUUCCACAACGUCGCCAGAUGCAGAUAAAGCAGCCCUACGCCAACAUUGUCAGUCCCAUUCGCGCGUACACCCAGAAAUCUGGCACUGCUCCGCUGAUGUCCACCAUCCGUCCAACCAACACUGAUAUGCUAUCCACCCUGGCCAUCUGUGAGCUGGAACAGGAGUCCCGUUUGUGUCAGCGGAAGCUGGAUUUCACCGAGAAGGCGGGAACAUUCAAGGCGGGUGAAUCGGAGUGGCUAGGGAUUAAAAGCAUCGAUUCCACUGCUCAUCUGCUUCCCAAAAAGGCAUACAUAUCCUCGGAGAUAAAGCAUGUGGUGGAUGAGCGUACUCCUGUGCCCAUGCCCAAGGUCCCGAAGAUUCAGAAAUAUCUUAACUCGGCCGUGGAACCCACUGUCCUGCGUCACGAUGGCAAAAUGAAAAUGGCCGGCGAGGCCACGCGCAAUCCGUCCUCAUCGCACAUCCCACGUCGCGCCAAUCAGAGCCUGGCUGAUCUGUCGCUCGCCUCAGGGGAUGUGUCCUUGUACACGAUAAGAGAUGCCCAGAAAUUUUAAAGGCCCAUUAAAAAUAAUCCCACUCUCUUAGCGUUAAUAUUGCAACGAUAAUAAAUGUAUUGUAUAAUUAGUGCUAGUAAA
Messenger RNA from Drosophila takahashii, 2097 nucleotides. It is a transcript of the gene sip2, whose product is annotated as septin interacting protein 2. NCBI's taxonomy places the organism in Eukaryota, Metazoa, Arthropoda, Insecta, Diptera, Drosophilidae. The record is from RefSeq and is a predicted model, not a curated record.